UAAUUAUUAUUGAAGUGAAGGUACAUAUUAUAAAUAUUAUUGUGAAUUUUAAAUAGUGUAACUUUUUCAGUUUGUUUGUUGGUAUUCAUUAUUAGUGGAUUUUUGAAUUUUAUUCUUCAAGAUUUCAACUUGAUUAACUAAAAAAUUUGCUUGAACAAAUUUUAAUAAAAAUAAAUCGAAAUAUAAGCAAUUAAAACGUUAUGAUUGACCGUACGGAUGAGCAUUUUGAUAAAGUAAAUAAAUAUUCCGUCACCAACAACAAAUCAUUUGAUAUAACUGCAACCGAAAAAGAUGAAAAUAAUGUAUCAAUACCCAGCCAUUAUCUCAAUUAUGGCCAGGAAGAGCAAAUGGAAAUUUAUGGAUAUGAAAAAUGUUGUUUUCGAACGUAUUGCACGACAGCACUAUAUAUUUUAACAUUGGGAUUAUUAAGAUUAAUUUAUCAUUGGUAUCCACGAAUGAUGUUGUACUCAACACAUCGACGAUGUAGUUUAAGUAAAGCACAAAAAGUAUUAAUGCUGGAAAAUUAUUUAGGUAAACAUAAAACAUAUUUUGUGGAAAAUGUACAAUAUUUAUCAACAAACAGUGAAAGUUCUACAGAGAAUGAAAAUAAAUGUUCACAAACUAUGAAAAUUUUUUUAGAAAAUGGAAUUCAAAAAGAAUUAGAAGAAAUGAAAGUAGUUUGGUGUAAAAAAAUGUGUUAUGUUUGGGACCCAACAGAAUUGAGGUUUUUUCGCCUUGUUGGUUUAGACACAAAUCAAAAAAAUUCUGACUUACAUAAGUAUAAUGGUUUUACAAGACAAGAAGAACAAAUACAACAUGUUGCAUAUGGAAAAAAUUUAAUUGAUAUUUCGGUUCAAUCAAUUCCAACAUUACUAUGUUUAGAAAUUUUAAAUCCAUUUUAUAUAUUUCAAAUUUUUGCAAUAACAGUCUGGUUGAUGGAAGGAUAUUAUUAUUAUAAUCUUGCAAUUUUUGCAAUGUCUGUAUUUGGUAUUAGCUCAUCAAUAAUUCAAACACGAAGGAAUCAGUUAAAUUUAUGCAACACAGUAGAAUCAGUUGACAAAGUGAUCGCAUAUAGAGGAAAAGACCCAAACACAAAUGAGGAUAUUACUGAAGAAAUUGACAGUACAGAUCUUGUACCUGGAGACGUGAUUAUCAUACCAGACACAGGAUGCGUAAUGCAAAGUGACUGUGUUUUAUUGAAAGGAGGCACAUGUAUUGUAAAUGAGAGUAUGCUAACAGGUGAAUCUGUUCCUGUUAUAAAAACUCCACUUACGGAUACUUCUCGAAAUGUUUACAAUGUACGACAUGAUUCAAAUCAUACUUUGUACUGUGGGACAAAAAUAAUUCAAACACGGCAAGAAGAUGAAAAGAUAACGGCUUUAGUAAUACGUACUGGAUAUUUAACAUCGAAAGGUCAAUUAGUACGAAGCAUUUUAUAUCCACCACCAGUAGAUUUUAAAUUUGAUCAAGAUAGUUAUAAAUUUAUUGGAAUUUUAGCAUUUGUUGCUUUUUGUGGAUUUUUAUACACCAUUAUAUACAAGGCAACAAUUGGAACAACUGUAUUUGACGUUAUUAUCAAAGCUUUAGAUUUGGUUACAAUUUGUAUUCCCCCAGCUUUGCCAGCAGCCAUGACUGUUGGUAAAAUUUAUGCACUACAUCGUCUUAUGAAAAAACAAAUAUUUUGUAUAAAUUCUCGCGUAAUAAAUGUAUCUGGAUCACUUGACUGUGUAUGCUUUGAUAAGACAGGAACACUAACAGAAGAUGGAUUAGAUGUUUGGGGUGCAAUUCCAAUUGAAAAAGAUUCAAAACAAAGCGCCAAACUAACCGCGCCGCUACGGAAUCCUGGUGAGGAAUUAUCAUCAAACAAUCAUUUGUUAUUUGGCAUGGUCACUUGUCAUUCAGUGAAUUUAAUUAGCGGCGAAUUAAGUGGUGAUCCAUUGGAUGUCAAAAUGUUCGAAGCAACAAAAUGGAAUCUAGAAGAAACGUAUGAUCAAGAAACAAAUAAAAGAUAUGGAAUAAGUGUGCCAAGAAAGUUUAAAUCUCCAACGAUGUUACAAGAAAUUGGAGUAGUGAAUCAGUACCAAUUUACUUCAAAUCUUCAACGAAUGAGUGUUGUCACAAAAAAUCCAACUGAAAAUUACUGCCGUGUCUAUGUAAAAGGAUCACCAGAAAAAGUUAUGGCCUUAUCAAAAAAAGAAACUAUACCAGAAAAUCUUUUCGACGAAUUAGAUAUUUAUACACGACAAGGAUAUCGAGUUAUUGCAAUGGCAACAAAAACCUUAAGUGGAAUUGAAUUGACAAAAAUAAAGCAUUUGGAACGUGAAGAUGUUGAAUCCGAUUUAGAAUUUGUUGGAUUGUUAAUUUUGGAAAAUCGAUUAAAACCUGAAACUACUGGUGUAAUUGAUAUUUUAAAACGAGCUAAAAUAAAAAUUGUGAUGGUUACGGGAGAUAAUAUUGAAACAGCUAUCAGUGUCGCCAGAGAAUGUGAAAUAAUUGAACCUAAACAUAAUGUGGUUAUUGUCAAUAUCAAUAAAACUGAAAAGGAAGGCAAUGAUAUUUGUUUGGAAAUACAUGGUGAUAGUUUAAAAAUGCGAAGGAAAUCCCAAACAUGUUUAAAUGGUAAGGACAUAGAAAAAAUUAAUUCGAAUAAAGUUUAUGCCAUGUCUGGAUCAACUUGGAAAACAAUUAGAGAAAAAUAUCCGGAACGUAUACCAGCUUUAGUGAAAAAUGGAGUAGUAUUUGCAAGAAUGAGUUCUGAUCAAAAGCAACAACUUGUUUUAGAGCUACAGGCUUUGGGUUACUAUGUUGGUAUGUGUGGAGAUGGUGCUAACGAUUGUGGUGCAUUAAAAACAGCACAUGCAGGAAUAUCACUCUCCGAUACCGAAUCAUCAGUAGCAUCACCAUUUACAUCUAAAGUAGCAAAUAUUUCAUGCGUUCCAAAAGUAAUACGUGAAGGACGUGCAGCACUUAUUACAUCAUUUGGCAUCUUUAAAUUUAUGGUUGCCUACUCAUUAACAGAAUUCUACUCAGUAAUUCUUUUAUACACAUUUAACACAAAUUUAACAGAUCUUGAAUUUUUAUUUAUCGACAUUUGUUUAAUUCUAAACUUUGCAUUAUUCUUUGGUAAAACGAAAGCUUAUCGAGGACCGUUGUAUAGCACACCACCGGCUAGUAGUUUAUUUAAUCUAGUACCAUUAACAAGUGUUUUUUCACAAAUUAUUAUCUACGGAGCCUUUCAAAUGUUAUCUUUGUAUUUGAUUACAACAUAUCCAUGGUAUGAACCAUUCGAAUUUGAUCCAGAAAAUAAUAAAAAUUAUGUAAGUUAUGAAAAUUACGCAGUAUUUGCAAUGUGCCUUUUCCAAUAUAUUUUAAUGGCUGUGACUUUUUCAUUUGGUAAACCUUAUAGACAACGAAUUUAUACAAAUCGUGUAUUCUCAUUUAGCUUAAUUUUAAUGACAUGUGUUUGUAUAUACAUCGUAACCCAACCAGCACAAUGGGUCAUAAGUAUACUAGAAUUGAAAAUGCCACCAAUGGAAUUCCGUAUGGUUAUAAUACUUUUAGCAUUUGUUAAUAUGUGUGUAUCAUUUAUAUUUGAGGAUUUAAUUGUUAAUUUAUUACUUGAUAGAUUUACGUCACGACGUUCGAAUAAGCCAGAAAUUGAUGAUAAUGUAUUCAGUAAUGCUAAACAUGUUAAAGAAGGUAUUGAUAAUGUGACAUUCAUUGACGAAAGCAAUGAAAAUAAAACGACUAGUUUUUAAUUAUUUUAUAUUGUUAAGAAAUUUCGAUUUUUGAAAUGUGUACCCUUAUUGGGUGUGUUCAGUUGACAAAAGCGCUUGUGAGAAGUUUAAAUCAAAAUCAUGACGACUGAAUGUACUAGGAAAUUAUUGUCCAGGUAUAAUGUCAUGUGAAUCCUGUUCCUUAAUAGUGUCUUCCAAUGAAAAAUUUAGAUAUAAAAAAGGUUUAUCAUUAAAAUAUUCAAUUAUAUUCAAUUUAUACUGCCCAUUUUAUGCCGAAAAAGCCCACUGUAUUAAAGAACGCAAUCUAUGAAGUACAAAGUUGAAUUAUAACGUCUUUUCCAAUGGAGCAAUUCUUAAGAGCGUUUUAAAUGUUUUGUAUAUGAAUUUGAAUUUUUAAUGUCAAAUUGCGAUUUCUUCUUCUUUGCAGAAUAUUCAGUGGUAACUGGUUUGCUUGUAAGUAUUUGCAAAGCGCUUUUAUCGAUUAAACGCACACGUUAUAUAUAAACAUCUGUUUAUAGGAUGUUUAACGUUAGACUCCAGCCCAUGUGUCCAAUGAGAUUGUAUGUUCCCUAAAUUUUAUUACGGAGCUUUGUUAAACUUUUAUACUAUUAAAUAAAAACGUUGGUUACGUGGUGCAUCCAGAUCAUGAUCGUAUGGAUAUCAUUUAAAAAUUUUUCGAUUGGGCAAAAUUUUCAAACGUCUGUUUAACAAAAUCCUGAAGACGUAUUGCAGAUUACUUUAUUGAAAAAGUGUUAUGUUUGUUUUAAAUAUUAUAGGUGUUUAACAAAGCCCCGCAACAAAACUUAGGGUACAUAUAACUGUAUACAUAAAGGCAUGCAAACAAAAUUAAUGGCAGCAAUAAAGUUUGAAAUUAAAAAACAAAUGUUAUGAGGAAAAUAUGAACUUUUUUCUUUUAUUUCUUUACAUUUUUAAUCCGGUGACGUAUAUUGUGUUUUUAAUUGAACUUUUAAAUUUGGACAUAGGUAUAAUCAAAAAUCUUAAAAAUAACAAUUCAGAAAUAUUACAUAUUCUACGUUCAAUUUCAGUAUUUGAUUCUACUUAUAAAUUUAAUUUUUCUGGAUUAAUAAUUUAUGCGAUUGUCUGUUCAAUAUUAUUACUGUCGAUGGAAAUAAAAAAUAUUCAAUUAUAUUCUAUAGCCUUUUUUGUGUUUGACAUGAUGUGAUUUUUAUUUUAUUUUUGGUAGCGUAUUUAGCUUCUGUGAGAUGUUAGUCAAGGUUUGCGAACACUUACGGUAUCUUAUCAUUUUAAAUGAAUUAUCAUAGCCUGGUGAAAAACUUAUUUUAGUAAGGAAUAAGUCUUAGUAACUCUGAAAAAGUCUUAGGAACUCUGUAGGUAUAACUCUGAAUUCCUCAACGCUUUUGGUCUGUCUAAUUCAUGUUAUCCAGACCUAUUAAGCCUGAAUUAGACAAUCCUAUUAAGCCUGAAUUAGACAAUCCAAAAACUUUAAAAAUUCAGAGUUAUUCAGAGUUUCUAAGACUUAAAUUCUUUCUUCAAAUAUUUUUUUCACCAGGGUAAUUAUAAUUGUUUACAGUUAUAUUAUUAUUAUUAUACCAUAAUCCGUUCGAAAUAAUCUUCGUGAGUAUUCGAAUACACGCAACUAUUCUCCAAAUAUUAUUCGGCAGAGGCCAAAUAUGCUAUUAAAUUAUAUAUUUUUGUACAUAUCUACUUGAUGAGUAACAGAAAAUGUCAGUUUUUGAAAAUAAUGAGAAUAAUCCUAUAAUUGACAAUGUGAUAGUAAUGUAGUUUUAAUUAUAAGCAAUAAUAAGAUUUAUUAAGUUAA
Messenger RNA from Chrysoperla carnea, 5538 nucleotides. RefSeq names its product polyamine-transporting ATPase 13A3-like. Bases 201 to 3758 code for a protein of 1185 amino acids. Gene Ontology annotation, molecular function: P-type transmembrane transporter activity; polyamine transmembrane transporter activity; ATP binding. The record is from RefSeq and is a predicted model, not a curated record. Gene Ontology annotation, biological process: polyamine transmembrane transport; intracellular calcium ion homeostasis. NCBI's taxonomy places the organism in Eukaryota, Metazoa, Arthropoda, Insecta, Neuroptera, Chrysopidae. The transcript has 17 exons. Gene Ontology annotation, cellular component: membrane.